GUUUCUCUUUCCCUAGUCCCUCUGCACCUGAGCGGCUCGCCGGCUUCAGCACUUGGCGUUGGGCUGGAGCGAAGGUGCUGGGGAACAUGGCCUCGUCCCUAGGGAGGCUGAGCGGGAGCCGCUUUUGGAGCGUGGCGCUGGGGCGCGGCGGCCCACGGCCGCGCGCCUGGACUCCAGGGCCCGGGGCUAGGUGCAUCCGCGGGGCUCCGCUCGGCGGGGCUGGCUCCUGCCCGACCCGGAGGCUGUCCUACGGCCCCAGCACUGGAGGAGCCGGGGGCGGGGGCGGGGCGAGAAGAGCCCCUUGGCUAGUGGCGGGGCUGGCGGCGGGGCUGGCCGGGGUGGCCGCAGCCUCUCUCCAGCACCUUGCGCGGGCCGAGAUGGUCCCCAGGACCGAGGGCGCGUCCGGCGUUCGGGAGAGGGCAGACGAGUUGGCCGUCCGCUGCAGCUCCUUCAUGGCCCAACCUGUGACUGCUCUAUCCGAGCUGCGGGCUCGGCAGGGGGACAUGAAGACCCAGAUGGAGCUGCUGAUCAUGGAGACCCAGGCUCAGGUGUGCCAAGCGCUGGCGCAGUUGGAUCGGGGCGCCAGCUUCUCUGUGGAUCGCUGGGAGAGGAAGGAAGGAGGAGGCGGUAUCAGCUGUGUGCUGCAGGAUGGUCAUGUCUUUGAAAAAGCUGGAGUCAGUGUUUCCGUAGUUCAUGGGACUCUUUCUGAGGAAGCAAUAAAACAAAUGAGAAGCAGAGGGAAGGACCUCAACACCAAAAAUGGUCAGUUGGCCUUUAGUGCUAUGGGAGUGAGCUCUGUCAUCCACCCCAAGAAUCCUCAUGCGCCCUCCUUUCAUUUCAACUAUAGAUAUUUUGAAAUAGAAGAAGCAGAUGGUAACAAGCAAUGGUGGUUUGGUGGUGGAUGUGAUCUUACCCCAACUUAUUUGAACCAAGAGGAUGCUGUACACUUCCAUAAAACCUUAAAGGAUGCUUGUGACCAGCAUGAUCCAAGCCUCUACCCCAAGUUUAAAAAAUGGUGCGAUGACUACUUUGUUAUAAAGCAUCGGGGAGAGAGAAGGGGAAUUGGGGGUAUAUUCUUUGACGAUCUUGACUCCCCAUCCAAGGAGGAUGUAUUUCAUUUUGUCCAAAGCUGUGCCCAUGCUGUUGUACCUUCCUACAUUCCGCUGGUGAAAAAACACUGUAAUGACCCAUUCACACCUCAGGAGAAACGGUGGCAGCAACUUCGGAGAGGGAGGUACGUCGAAUUUAACCUGCUAUAUGAUAGAGGCACAAAAUUCGGACUCUUCACUCCAGGAUCUAGGAUUGAAAGCAUCCUUAUGUCUUUGCCUCUGACUGCUAGAUGGGAAUACAUGAAUACACCUUCAAAGAAUUCCAAAGAAGCUGAGAUCCUAGAAGUCCUACACCAUCCCAAAGACUGGGUACACUGAUGGAGAACGAGCAGAUGUCCUGUGGUCAAAGGAAAAUUGACGUGUGUAAACUCUCUCUCUUAGGCUCCCUGAAGCUACCAUCCUGUGGCAGUUUACUGGACUGUGUGUCUUAAAUCAGUCAGGUGCUAAUAAUCUGUAGAUUCUUUGACCUGCAGCCUGAAGAGUUGGGGGUGUCUACCCCCUUGUUGAUCAUCACUAUCCCAGUGGUGUCCUUUGCCAAUGGUGCAAUGUCCAGGUGAUGGUUUUGUUUUAUUUUUAAAAAGCUAAUGAAUUGCUAUAAGAACUGAUUAUUUUAGUAAUAUUUUCCUGUGAUUUUUCCAUUGCCAAAAAGUAAAACUGGUUUCAGAAUGAUAUGUGAUGUUCACAAGUGGCAAAUUCAACGACUCUCAGGACUUGAAUAAAUUAUGUCAGGAAGUUUUUUGUUGGAGAAAAUUCUUGGCAAGAUAUUUUGAUGUAUUCUUUUUAAAGUUCUGUAUUUUAUCUGGAAAAAGGCCUUUGUCAUUCUUGAAGUUUCCCAGAUCAUAUCUCUUUCUUAUAUUAAAUGUAAAUGAGGACUUAGAGAUGAAAAAAUAAUAUAUUGUUUAGAUGAAAAAUGUUUUCUAUACAUAUUUGUUUUUUGAUCGCAUAACUAUAGAUAUGUGAUUUUAAUAGUAAUUUUUAAAAUCUCCCAUAAGGUAUCUGGCCUUGAAAACAAAAUAACUGAACUCUGAUAAUACCAAAAAUAAAAGCUCUACAAACUUUCUUUUCCUUUU
Molecule: messenger RNA, 2179 nt
Organism: Trichosurus vulpecula (common brushtail)
Lineage: Eukaryota; Metazoa; Chordata; Mammalia; Diprotodontia; Phalangeridae
Gene: CPOX
Product: coproporphyrinogen oxidase
Exons: 7
Coding region: 87-1427 (446 amino acids)
Cellular component (GO): mitochondrial intermembrane space; cytoplasm
Molecular function (GO): coproporphyrinogen oxidase activity
Source: RefSeq, a predicted model, not a curated record